Messenger RNA from Impatiens glandulifera, 999 nucleotides. RefSeq names its product transcription factor bHLH47-like. Bases 220 to 891 code for a protein of 223 amino acids. The transcript has 5 exons. Gene Ontology annotation, molecular function: protein dimerization activity. The record is from RefSeq and is a predicted model, not a curated record. Lineage: Eukaryota; Viridiplantae; Streptophyta; Magnoliopsida; Ericales; Balsaminaceae.
AUUUGAGCAAUUGCAGAGUGCGUUGGACACACGCUCCACCGUGGACGUGGAUGCAUUUUCCCCGCGCCAGCCACGCGCCACCACCUUUCCUUGUCCUUUCUUCUCCAUAUCUAUAUAUCGCCUUCACGUGAGUUCCCAUCUCGUCUAUUUCUUUUUUUUCUCCGUCCACGGAAUUCCUGAUUCCAUUCAACAAGGGUGAGUGAAAUUAGAAGAGCGAACAUGGUUUCAGAGGCUUCUACUCCCAGUUCUUCAGAUCAGGAACCUGAUAUUGCUGUUGAGAAAUCGGUUAACAGAUGUUCCUCUAGCAAAAGCAAGCCUAAAAAGAUUGCUAAGAAGGUCAACAAAUCUGAAAGGGAAAAACUUAAACGCGAUCAAUUGAACAUCCUAUUCCUUCAGUUAAGCAAAUGUCUAGAUUCAGUGCACCAGAACCAAGGAAAGGCCUCUACACUGACUGAAGCAACAAAGCUGGUGGGAGAUUUGAUUUCUCAAAUUGAGUGUUUGAAAAAGGAGAAUACAUCUCUUUUGUCUGAAUCUCAAUAUUUACUCAUAGAGAAGAAUGAACUGAAAGAGGAGACUGGCGCCCUUAAAGAUGAGAUCGUGGAAGUGCAAAACAAGAUAGGGGAGAAGAUUCAUUCGCAGUCAUCAUCGCAGCUGGUUGAAGAAAACAUUUUUGUUAAAUUGUCACAGCAGAGUCAUUUAGUUGUGAUUCCUACCAGCAGCUUGCAGCAGCAGCAGCAAGUAGAAACUUAUAGAGAAGAAUGCGGUGUUGUUGCACCAUCAUCAUCAAAUCAUGUGAUCAGAAGGCCACAAGCCCGCUAUCCAUCUCCUUGGGAUUCCUGGCCUUCAAAAAUUCUCGACAAUCAAACUCAUAUUGUAGGAGGAGGUGGCUAGAAAUUGACAUUAGUUUGCUUGCUUGCUUUCUUUGUAGUUAGUUAGAUGAUAGAAUGAAAUUCACUUAUAUAUUCUGACAAUCUUCAAAUGAACUGAAAGUUUCUUUCA